GUCGGGGUGGGGAUCAGUGGCAACAGGCAGUGGCUCUCAACUGGGGGUGAUUUUGCUCCGCAGUUUGGGAAAUUUGGCAAGGUCUGGAGACACUUUUGGUUGCACAACUCGGUGGGGGGGCACUACUUCUAAACAUCCUCCAAGCACAGGACACCCCCCACUGCCCAAACAGUCAUCCAGCCCCAAAUAUCCCUCAUGCUAAGGUGGAGAGAGCCUUAGGGUGGGGCAGGGUAGGACAAACCCAGGCCCUGAGGAGGGCCUCAGCAUCCCCAGGCUGCCUGUCCUUGCUGUCACCAGCCCUGGGCGGCGGCCUGUCAGCUCUCCUCCUCGUCUGGUGUUAGGGUUUGAAUUGUGUCCCCCCUCAAAAUAUGUGUUGUAAAUCCUAACCCUUCAUGAUGCAAACGGUUAAGUGCUCAGCCGCUAACCGAAAGGUCGGCAAUUUGAACCCACCCAGUGCUCUGCGGGAGAAAGGCCUGGUCAUCUCCUCCUAUAAAGAUUACAGCCUAGGAAACUCUGUGGAGCAGUUCUGUUCUGUCACAUGAGUUGGAAUAGACUGGAGGGUGCCUAACAACAGUACCUGUGGAGGUGAUCCUGUUUGGGAGUAGGAUUUUCUUUGUUAGGUCAAUGAGGCCAUACUGCUGUAGGGUGUGUCUGAAACCCAUAGCUUUUGAGAUAUAAAACUGGCAGAUUAGGCACAGAAGCCAGCAAGCAGGAGUGGGGACAAGAUAGAUGCCACAUGGAGAUUUCCAAGGAACACUAGAGAAGCCGAGAGAAGGAUUUUCCUCGGGUGGACAGAGAGAGCCUUCCCUGGAACCUAGCCUUGUAAAGUGUGAGAAAGUAAAUUUCUGUCCUUAAAAACCACCCACUUGUGGAGUUUCUGUUACAGCAGCACUAGGCCACUAAGACACCCGCUCAUGUGUCCUGCGCCUUCCGGGCCCCCGGAACCUCACUGCCACAACCUCUGUCCUUCCCCCAGGGCCCAGAGAGGAUUAGGGGCUGUGAGAGCUGCAGAUGUCGGAGGUAGAAUCUCGUCCAGUGUCCUUGUUUACAUAUGGAGAGGCCAAGGCCCAGAGAGGGUGAGCAAUUUGCCCAGGGUCACACAGCAUAGUGGGGGAGUGGGAGCAGGCUGAAGCGGCCCAGCUGGACAGGAGGUCAGAUGCCGACCUGCCCCAGCUCUGGGGCUCCCAUGGUCCCCUUCCCGCCUGUGGGCCCCUCCCACCUACCAGAUUCCACAGUGUCCUGAUGAUGGUGAUCAUGUAUGUGUCGUGUGUGUUUUUUUAUAUACGAUUUAUCAUGUUGUGUCUUUUCAUUAUUUAUAACAUGCUUAUUUUAAAAAUAAGUGAUUGGGGUAUACACACAAUGGAGUAUCAUCGGCCAUAAAGAUGAAGUCGUGAUACAGGCUACAGUUUGGGUGAACCUUGAGAACACGACGCACAGUGGAAAAAGCCAGCCACAGAAGGCCGCGUGUUGUGUGAUUCCGUUUCUGUGGUGUGUCCAGCUUGGACAAAUCCAUGGCCAAGGUAGACUGGUGGCUGCCAGAGGCUCUCCAGGGCAGGCGGGGGCCGGCGUCAGCAGCACCGUGUGGCGGUUGCAGCGGAUAUUGUUUGUGAACCCCACUCAGCCCUGGGGUCUCCUCUCUGCCUCAUUGCCCCCAUCUUGGAAAUGGGGAGGGCAGGAGCAACUCGUGCACAGGGUGGUUGUGAGAAUUAAGUGAGCUGAUGAGCAAAAGGGGUUUAGGAUUAUGCCUGGCAGGGCGAAGGUCCUCAGGCAGGUGAGCCCCGGGCCCCGUGGCCUGUCUGUACGGUGGGGGGAUGCGGGGGGGCACACAGGUGGUGGGCAGAUGGCAGCUCCCUGUACCCGUCUGGCCCCUCCCAGCCUGGCCUGCACUCCCGGCCCCUCUGCGCCUCGGGCCUGGCUGGGAGCCAGACUCGCGGAUGCAGACUCCGCUCAGCUGAGCCCCAGUGCCCUCCCUUCCUCCUCCAGAAGCUGGUCAAUACCCGCUCCUUCCUGGCCUCUAAUUGCUUAUGGCGGCUGCUGUCGCCACAGAUGGCCCCCCACCCCGGAGCAAGGACAGGGGCCAGGAGGUUUCUGACAAGCAUAUUCUGGGCCAAAUUGGGGGCAUAGGAAGUGAAGGACGGCAUGGCUGAGGACAUCGGGGCCAUGUGUGUGGGCACUGGGGCUGGACACCUGGGCUCCAACACCCUGCCUGUGCAGGCUUUGCUGAGCCUGUUUGGGCCUCAGUUUCCCCAUCUGUGAAAUGGGGCCAGGAUGGCGCCUACUUGGCCAAGCUGGGAAGAUGGCACAGGACUAUUAUUGCUGUGAUGGAGACUCUUGCUUCGUUGGGUGGGUUUCUGUCUGUCAGCGUUCUUGAAUCAGGCGAAGGAGCCCAAAGAGAUGGACCUGGGUGCUAGGAGGGGUGCAGGCAUGGCAGGGAGGAGCCUGGGGAUCCAGUCACCCUUGGAGGGGCCCCAGAUGUCCCCUGGCCCCAUGUAGCCUAGCCCAGAGCAGGUGAGAAGGUGGGCUUGUUGGAGCCUCAGUGCUGACUGAGACAGCAGGAUACGGGUGGGGUGGAGUCUGGCAAUGAUGCCUGCAUGGCCUGACCUCUGCCUGCCUGCCUGCAACCUUGGCCCCCUCGGUGACUUGGCUCAUGGGGUCCCAGUGCUUCCAGCUGUCCAAAGGGGCCAGGGGCCCAGGCCCGGACAGGCUCAGCCAAGGUGGGGAGGGGCCUGCAGGGACUUCUGUUGGGCUGCAAGCCGUUAAAACAAGGGUUUUAGAACAAGGUUGGUAAGCAUGGGGAAACUGGGGCGGUUUGUAUCAACGUGUGCUGUUGGGUCACAUGCUCCUUGUUCCUGCUGGCAUUGUAGCUGGUCCUGAGUAGGAUUGUUUUCCUGGGUGGGCACGUCCCCCCGGAUGGGCCCAUGCUCCCCUUUGGUGGGCCGUGGGUCCCACUUAGAUGGGCCGUGUGCCCCUAAGAUGGGCCGCGUCCCUCCAGGUGGGUCAACGUGUGCCCCUGGAGUAUGGCAUGUCCCCCCCCCGCCAUGGGCUACAUGUCCCCUGAUAGGUCUGGACCCCCUCCGCUGGCCUGCAGCCCCCUCCGUUACUGCCUUACACCGGGCCCUGUGUGCUUCCUCAGAGUCCCAUUGGCCUCAACUUGGCCGCUGUGCCGGCUGUGGGGCGGGAGAGGCUCCUUCCCCGCCUCACCUUCCAGCCAUGGCUGCGGCUGCCUCCUGGGCAGGGAAUUGGAGACCUCAUGAACCCUCGGUGAUUGCCUCUUCUGCAGCUUCAGGAGAGUGGCUGCGGAGCCCUCUCAGCUGUCACUAGAGAGGAAAACAAAACGUCCCUGCGGCUUCUAAAUGGAAGGGCCUGGAGUCUACCCGCCCGCCUCCCGUUCCGGCUGUCUGGGCUGUUAGCUGUCACGGUGAGGGGACCAGAGAGGGGACAGUGACACUUGCCGCAGGGACCAGAGGGGCUCCUGUUCACCCCCUGCCUUCCCCAAGCCUCGGGGCCCUGGGCCUGCCCCGCUCUUGGGCACCUGGAUCCAGAUGUGCCGGAAGCUCCAAACUCCAGCCUUUGGGGUGGCUCCUGGAGGUCAUGCCUCCCGUGGGGCCCUUUAGUUCUGCGGGAAGGAAGAGACUCAUUGUCCUGCACAGGAAGAGGCUGAGGCUGGGGAGGAGGCCCUUUCCCUCUGGCUCUGCUUAUUGAGGUCUGCUGCCUCCAGGGAGCCCUCAGGGAUUAAUUGGAAGUUUCCCACUGGCCCUACUUGACACUGUCCUCCUGGUUAUUUGUUAGGUCAGCAAGGCACCAUGCCUCUCCUGUGGCCUUACCCUGGCAGCAUAGCCCAACUGCUUUCUUCCUGAGAUCUCUCCGCCCCAGCUCUUUAUGCUCCAGCCCUGCUGGCCACCGAGCUGGCCCCCGCCUCUGGGCCUCUGCUCUUGCUGGACCUUCCACCCAGAAUGCUCUUCCCCGAUGUCUGCAUGGCCAGCUGCCUCCUGACCUUUAGCCUUGGCUCCAGUGGGUCUUCCCUAGGGGAGACCCCUGAUGCUCUGUGCCCUGACUGUUCUUCUCCUGGUCACGUGUCAGCUGGUUUUGCCUGAGCUGCUUAUAGGACAUGAUGCAGGGGGGCUGGCCUCGGAGACUUCUGGGAGCUGGGCCGGGCAGCCGUGGAGCUGUGCCCGGGCCCUCCCUUUCUGUAGCCCUCCCGCAGGGGCUGUCUCUGGAGCUGCCGCAGAUGGUACAACCGAGUGCCAAGCCCAGGGCAUCUUAGUGGAUAAAAACCAAAAAACCUAAAACAACUUAAAAGGGCAGGAAAGAAGUGACGCAUUUGUUCCUAGUGAGCUGCCUGCAGCUGCCCCUCCAGAGGCUCUGUGGGGUCUGCGAAUGCCUGCCAUGGGGCUGGCGUGUAAGAGGGCAGGGCUCUGGAGCUUAGCUACCAGUCCAGAGAGGAUGAUAGCAGUGCCCAGGAGUUACUGAGCGCUUGCUGCUCCCGUACACUGGCUCCACAAGCACUUCACGUCCUUAGAAUCCCGGUGAGGUUAGUAUUGUUACCUUUGUUCCCAUUUUAGAGAUGUGGAAACUGAGGCUCCGAGAGGUGAAACUGCUAUUUGCAGGUUGCACAGCUAGAAAGAGGUGGAGCCUAGAUUUGAAUCCAGGGAGCCUGGCUUCAGACACUUAGUACUUUCCACACUCCCUGCCCCCCCCACCCCCAGUCUGUGAGAGCAGGUAUCCCCCAUUCCUCUAGUCUCUGAUCCCUGGGGUCUGGCACCAGAUGCGGGGACGGGGGGGCUCCUCUAAGGUCUGCUUGAGGCUGAGAUGUUAGCAAGUGGCCUGACCUUGGAGACAACUUUGGGGGAGUUGCGCCCAUUUUCGAGAUAGGAAAACAGCUCAGAGAGGUCUAGAGGUUUGCCCACGAUCACAGUGGUCACUGGAGGAACUGGGACCAUAGCUGGGACUUUCUAUUUUGUCCAGUGCUCUGCCCACUGUACCGUUUUUACUUGUUCUUUGUGAUGCCAAAGGUAACACAGUGAAGAUGCGUAUGUAGAUGCAUGUGCAGAUUAGUGAACAAUUGUAAAGGGGCACCAUGUGGCCACAAAACUUCUUCCCAGAGGUGAUCACCACCCUAGCUUUUGUGGAAGUCAUGCUCUUUCUGUUACAGGUUGACCACGUCGUAAACCUCACUACACUUGGAAGUUGUUUUACCUUUUCUGGAAUCAUAUAAAUGGAUCAUAGAGGGUAUAGUCUUUUAGUCUGGUUUUUUUUGACUCAGCAUAGUGAGUCUGAGAUUCUUCCAUGUGGUUCCAUGCACAGUCGUUUGUUCCUUUUUAUUGGGGAGCAGUAUUCCAUGGUAUGAACGCACUGCUGUUUAUCUGUUCCCCUGUCCAUGGGCAUUUUGGUUGUUUCUGCUCUUUGGCUGUCAUGGAUAGUGCUGCUGUGAACGUUUACACGUACGAGUCUGUGUGGACGUAGGUUCUCAUUUCUCUGGGGUAUGUAUCUGGGAGUGGGGUUCCUGGGUUAUAUAUGUAGUAAAUGUAGUUUUGACUUCAGAAGAAAUUGCCAAACUGUUUUCCAGUUGCUCCAUCAUAUUCCCGCUGGCAAUGUAUGAGAGUUCCAGUUGCUCCGUAUUCUCGUCAGUACUUGAUGUUGUCAGUGUUUUUAAUUUUAGCCAUUCUCCGGGGCCUGUAGUAGUAUCUCAUGGUUUUAAUUUGCACUUUCCAGAUGGCUAAUUAUGUUGAGCAUCUUUUCCUGUGCUUAUCGGCCAUUUGCAUAUCCUCUUUUCUGAAGCGUCUAUCCAGGUUUUUGCCUGUUUUCUUAUUGUUUGAUUAGAUUUUCUUGUUUGUGGGUGUCCAUUAUGUGAUUUUGAGUCCCUGAGUGGUGCAGAUGGUGAAUGUGCUCAGCUGGUAACUGAAAGGUUGGACGUUCGAGUUUGCUGAGAGGCACCUUGGAAGAAGAACCUGGCGAUCUAUUUCUGAAAAGUCAUCCAUUGAAAAUCUUAGAGAGCACAGUUCUGCUCAGCACACGGGGUCACCACGAGUUGGCAUUGACUCGGUGGCAACAGGUUUAUUUAUUUAUUUAUUAAUAAUUUUUAUUGUGCUUUAAGUGAAAGUUUACAAAUAAGUCAGCCUCUCACAUAAAAACUUAUAUAUUCCUUGCUACAUAUUCCCAGUUACUCUCCCCCCCGCCCCCCACCAUGAGACAGCCUGGUCCCUCCUUCCACUGUCUUCUUUUUGUGUCCAUUUUGCCAACUUCAAAGCCCCUCUACCCUCCCAUCUCCCUUCCAGGCAGGAGAUGCCAACAUAGUCUCAAGAGUCCGCCUGAUCCAAGUAGGUCAUGCCUCACCAGCAUCCCUCUCCAACCCGUUGUCCAGUCCAAUCCAUGCCUGACGAGUUGCCUUUGGGAAUGGUUCCUGUCGUGGGCCAACAGAAGGUCUGAGGGCCGUGACCACCGAGGUCCUUCUAGUCUCAGUCAGACCACCAAGUCUGAUCCUUUUAUGAGAAUUUGGGGUCUGCUUCGCACUGCUCUCCUGUUCCCUCAGGGGUCCUCUGUUGUGUUCCCUGUCAGGGCAGUCAUCAGUUGUGGCCGGGCACCAUCAAGUUCUUCUGGUCUUGGGAUGAUGUAGUCUCUGGUUCAUGUAGCCCUUUUUGUCUCUUGGGCUCGUUAUUACCUUGUGUCCUUGGUGUUCUUCAUUCUCCUUUGAUCCAGGUGGGUUGAGACUCAUUGAUGUAUCUUAGAUGGCCACUUGCUAGCGUUUAAGACCCCAGACACCACUCUUGGAUGCAGAAUGUUUUCUUAAUAGAUUUUAUUAUGCCAAUUGACUUAGAUGUCCCCUGAAACCAUGGUCCCCAAGCCGCUGUGCCUGCUUCGCUGACCUUCGAAGCAUUCAGUUUAUUCAGGAAACUGCUUUGCUUUUGUUUAGUCCAGUUACGCUGACCUCCACUGUGUUGAGUGUUGUCCUUCCCUUCACAUAAAGUAGUUCUUAUCUACUAUCUGUUUAGUAAAUACCCCUCUCACACCCUCCCUCCCUCCCCCCUCUUGUAACCACAAGAGAGUGUGUUCUUCUCAGUUUAACUGUUUUUAAGAUCUUGUAAUAGUGGUCUUAUACAAUAUUUGUCCUUUUGCAACUGACUAAUUUCACUCAGCAUAAUGCCUUCCAGGUUCCUCCAUGUUAUGAAAUGUUUCAUAGAUUCAACACUGUUCUUUAUCAAUGUGUAGUAUUCCUUUGUGGAAAUAUACCAUAAUUUAUUUAUCCAUUCAUCCAUUGAUGGGCACCUUGCUUGCUUCUGUCUUUUUGCUGCUGUAAACAGUGCUGCAGUAAACAUGGGUGUGCGUAUAUCUGUUUGUCUAAAGGCUCUUAUUUCUCUAGGAUAUAUUCCGAGGAGUGGGAUUGCUGGGUCCUAUGGUAGUUCUAUUUCUAGCUUUUUAAAAAAAAACCUGCCAAAUCAAUUUCCAAAGUGGUUGUACCAUUUUACAUUCCCACCAGCAGUGUGUAAGUGUUCCAAUUUCUCCACAGCCUCUCCAACAUUUAUUAUUUUGUGUUUUUUGGAUUAACGCCAGCCUUGUUGGAGUGAGAUGGAAUCUCAUUGUAGUUUUGAUUUGCAUUUCUCUAAUGGGUAAUGAUCGAGAGCGUUUCCUCACACACAUAUCUGUUAGCUGCCUGAAUGUCUUCUUCAGUGAAGUGCCUGUUCAUAUCCAUUGCCCAUUUUUUAAUUGGGUUGUUUGUCUUUUUGUGGUUGAGUUUUAGCAGAGUCAUGUAGAUUUUAGAGAUCAGGCGCUGGUCGGCGAUGUCAUAGCUGAAAAUUUUUUCCCAGUCUGUAGGUGGUCUUUUUACUCUUCUGGUGAAGUCUUUAGGUGAGCAUAGGUGUUUGAUUUUUAGGAGCUCCCAGUUAUCUGGUUUCUCUUCGGUAUUUUUAGUAAUGUUUUAUAUUCUGUUUGUGCCUUGUAUUAGGGAACGAGUUUAUUUUUGAAAUAUGUUUUAGAUACUAGUUUUCAUUACAUGCUUCUUAACCUUGUGCGGUGACAGUUAGACUUUCUAGAUUGAGAAUAGCAGAUCCGCUUCCUCAGGUGUCAGCUCACUUGCUUAUUUACAGGGUCCUCUGGGCAGUUAUUGGGGGAAUUUCAUAGUGACCUUGAGAUAGGGGACCCAGACCCUUGGCUGGGGUGUGGGCUGCCUUAAAAGGAAAUACCCCCUGGUUUGAAAUCCCAGCUUUACCACUGUCCCUGUUGGACCUUGGGUUUGAGACUUGGGCUUUCUGAGCCUUGGUUUCCCUCUCUGUCAAGUAUCGCAGUGUAAUUGUGGGUCAUAGUGGAGAAUAACUUACCUAACAUGUGCAGUGUGCUGGGCGCUGUCACCCAGUCGACCUGGUCAGGCCAGGCCCCUGUGCAGAAGCCGCAGUAGUUCAUGACGAGAUGCAUGUUUUCUCCUGCAGGUCUCCGGGAGUCUCUGAGGACACGACAUUGCUGCCCACGGUUUCUGGUACCUGUGAACAGCAGCCGUGAGCAGAUGAUGACAGUUGACCUUUAACCCCGUGGCAGCUGCAAGAGAGCCCCCAGACACCCCUGCCAUGUCGGGGUCCACGCAGCCCGUGGCGCAGACGUGGAGGGCUGCGGAGGCCCGGUACCCGCCCCACGGCAUUUCCUACCCCGUGCAGAUUGCCCGGCCCCACACGGAUGUCGGGCUGCUGGAGUAUCAGCACCACCCCCGGGACUAUGCCUCCCACUUGUCUCCCAGCUCCAUCAUCCAGCCCCAGCGGAGGCGGCCGUCCCUGCUGUCGGAGUUCCAGCCUGGGGGCGAAAGGUCCCAGGAGCUGCACCUGCGACCUGAGGCCCACUCGUACCUGCCUGAGCUGGGCAAGCCGGAGCUGGAGUUCAUUGAGAGCAAGCGUCCGCGCCUGGAGCUGCUGCCCGAGCCUCUGCCACGGCCCUCAGCCCUGCUGGCCACAGCCCAGCCUGGUGGCUCCGAGGACCUGGCCAAGGACCGCAGCCUGGCGGGCAAACUGGAGCCGGUGUCACCGCCCAGCCCCCCGCACACCGACCCUGAUCUGGAGCUGGUCCCUCCACGACUCUCCAAGGAGGAGCUGAUCCAGAACAUGGACCGUGUGGACCGCGAGAUCACCAUGGUGGAGCAGCAGAUCUCCAAACUGAAGAAGAAACAGCAACAGCUGGAGGAGGAGGCCGCCAAGCCACCUGAGCCUGAGAAGCCCGUGUCGCCACCGCCCAUCGAAUCGAAGCAUCGCAGCCUGGUACAGAUCAUCUACGACGAAAACCGGAAGAAGGCAGAAGCUGCACAUCGGAUCCUGGAAGGCCUGGGGCCCCAGGUGGAGCUGCCGUUGUACAACCAGCCCUCCGACACCCGGCAAUAUCAUGAGAACAUCAAAAUAAACCAGGCAAUGCGGAAAAAGCUGAUCUUGUACUUCAAGAGGAGGAACCACGCUCGGAAACAAUGGGAGCAGAAGUUCUGCCAGCGCUAUGACCAGCUCAUGGAGGCCUGGGAGAAGAAGGUGGAGCGCAUUGAGAACAACCCCCGGCGGCGGGCCAAGGAGAGCAAGGUGCGCGAGUACUACGAGAAGCAGUUCCCCGAGAUCCGCAAGCAGCGCGAGCUGCAGGAGCGUAUGCAGAGCAGGGUGGGUCAGCGGGGCGGUGGGCUGUCCAUGUCAGCCGCCCGCAGCGAGCACGAGGUGUCUGAGAUCAUCGAUGGCCUCUCCGAGCAGGAGAACCUGGAGAAGCAGAUGCGCCAGCUGGCCGUGAUCCCGCCCAUGCUGUACGACGCUGACCAGCAGCGCAUCAAGUUCAUCAACAUGAACGGGCUCAUGGGCGACCCCAUGAAAGUGUACAAGGACCGCCAAGUCAUGAACAUGUGGAGUGAGCAGGAGAAGGAGACCUUCCGUGAGAAAUUUUUCCAGGAUGCUUUCUGUGGCUCCUGUUUUUCUGGAGAUUUCACGUUCAGACGUAACGAUUUCACGCUCUGUGGAUUUGGUUGCUGGAAGCUGAUGUCCUGGACUGGGCUGCUGCCCUGGCUUCGGCCCUGUGUGAGGUUUAUGCAGCACCCCAAGAACUUUGGCCUGAUUGCGUCAUUCCUGGAACGAAAGACGGUGGCUGAGUGUGUCCUCUAUUACUACCUGACCAAGAAGAAUGAGAACUACAAGAGCCUGGUGAGGCGGAGCUAUCGGCGCCGUGGCAAGAGCCAGCAGCAGCAGCAGCAGCAGCAGCAGCAACACCAGCAGCAGCAGCAACAACAGCAGCAGCAGCAACAACAGCAGCAGCAGCAGCAAAUGCCCCGGAGCAGCCAGGAGGAGAAGGAGGAGAAGGAGGCCGAGAAGGAGGAGGACAAGCCUGACGUGGACAACGACAAGGAAGAGCUUGUCAAGGAGAAGACGGACGACACCUCUGGAGAGGACAAUGAUGAGAAGGAGGCCGUGGCCUCCAGAGGCCGUAAAACCGCCAACAGCCAGGGGAGACGCAAAGGCCGCAUCACGCGCUCCAUGGCCAACGAGGCCAACAGUGAGGAGGCCGUCACCCCUCAGCAGAGCGCCGAGCUGGCUUCCAUGGAGAUGAACGAGAGUUCCCGCUGGACCGAGGAGGAGAUGGAGACGGCCAAGAAAGGUCUCCUGGAGCACGGCCGGAACUGGUCGGCCAUUGCCCGCAUGGUGGGCUCCAAGACCGUGUCGCAGUGUAAGAAUUUCUACUUCAACUACAAGAAGAGGCAAAACCUGGAUGACAUCCUGCAGCAGCACAAACUGAAGAUGGAGAAGGAGAGGAACGCCCGGAGGAAGAAGAAGAAAGCCCCAGCUGUGGCCAGUGAGGAAGCCGCCUUCCCGCCCGUGGUGGAAGAUGAGGAGAUGGAGGCGUCGGGCGUGAGCGGGAACGAGGAGGAGAUGGCAGAGGAGGCAGAAGCCUUACAUGCCUCUGGGAGUGAGGUGCCCAGAGGGGAUUGCAGUGCCCCAGUCGCCAUCAACAAUAGCUCCGACACCGAGAGCAUCCCGUCACCCCGCACCGAGGCAGCCAAGGACACUGGGCAGAAUGGGCCCAAGCCCCCACCCACCCCGGGCACGGAUGGACCACUCCCUGCACCGCCCACCCCGCCUCCAGAGGACACCUUGGCCCCCACUGAGCCCACCCCGGCCCCCGAGGCUGCUGGGCCGCCCACACCCCCAUUGGCUCCCCCAUCGCCCGCGGCCCCUGUGGCUCCCAAGGUGGAGGAGGACGAGGCCUCCGGCACCCCACCUGAGGAGGGGGAGGAGCAGAAACCCUCCGUGGCAGAGGAGCUGGUGGUGGACGUGGGGAAGACCGAGGACCCUGAGGAGGCGCCCAUGGAGGAGCCAGUCAAGUGCAAAGUCGAGCACAAGGAGGAGGCAGAGGAGGACACCCCCGACAGGGCCAGGGGCAUGGAGGGAGGUGGCGAGGCCAUGCCCGAGGGACCCGUGAAGAACGAGAAGAAGGAGGGCAGUGCAGGUAGUGGCCCUGGCAGCAAACCCAGCGCGGCCAAGAGUGCAGGCGCCCCCCAGGACAGCGACUCCAGCGCCACAUGCAGCGCGGACGAAGUGGAUGAGACCGAAGCGGGUGACAAGAACAGGCUGAUGUCCCCGAGGCCUAGCCUGCUCACCCCUGCCAGUGACGCCAGGGCCCAUACCUCGUCCCAGAAGCCUCUGGACCUGAAGCAGCUGAAGCAGCGGGCGGCCAUCAUCCCCCCCAUCCAGGUCACCAAGGCGAACGAGACCCCUCGGGAGGACGCAGUGCUCCCAAAGCCGGCUCUCCCAGCCCCGCCACCCCCACAGCACCUGCAGCCAGAGAGCGACGCCCCCCAGCAGCCCAGCAGCAGCCCUCGGGGCAAAAGCAGGAGCCCUGUGCCUCCCGCUGAGAAGGAGGCAGAGAAGCCCGUGUUCUUCACAGGCGAGGGCCAGAAGCUGCCCGCGGAGACCCCCUGCUGGACGCAGGGGCUACCCUUCCCUGUGCCCCCCCGUGAAGUGAUCAAGGCCUCCCCGCAUGCACCGGACCCCUCGGCUUUCUCCUAUGCCCCGCCCGGUCACCCGCUGUCCCUGGGCCUCCACGACAGUGCCCGGCCUGUGCUGCCACGCCCACCUGCCAUCUCUAACCCACCACCCCUCAUCUCCUCUACCAAGCACCCCAGCGUCCUCGAGAGGCCCCUGGGGGCCAUCUCCCAGGUGGGGGACCUGAGGCCCCGAGAGGAGCUGACUUAUCCAAGGUCACACCCUGGGAGCUGGGGCGCUAUCCAGGGUUCUCUCCCCUCUGGGGGCGCCCUGGUGACCCCACGGCCUCGGCCCCUGCAGGGCGUGUCUGUUCAGCUCCAUGUGCCGUACUCAGAGCAUGCCAAGGCGCCCGUGGGCCCCGUCACCAUGGGGCUGCCCCUGGCCGUGGACCCUAAGAAGCUAGCGCCCUUCAGUGGCGUGAAGCAGGAACAGCUGUCCCCACGUGGCCAGGCCGGGCCCCCGGAGAGCCUGGGGGUGCCCACAGCCCCAGAGACGUCCGUGCUAAGAGGGACGGCUCUGGGCUCGGUCCCGGGAGGAGGUAUCGGUCAAGGCAUGUCCAGCACACGGGCGCCGGCGGAAAGUGCCAUCACGUAUCGCGGCUCCAUCACCCACGGUACUCCAGCUGACGUUCUGUACAAGGGCACCAUCACCAGGAUCAUCGGCGAGGACAGCCCCAGCCGCCUGGACCGCAGCCGAGAGGAUGGCCUGCCCAAGGGCCACGUCAUCUAUGAGGGCAAGAAGGGCCACGUCCUCUCCUAUGAGGGUGGCAUGUCUGUGUCCCAGUGCUCCAAGGAGGACGGUAGAAGCAGCUCCGGCCCUCCGCACGAGACAGCUGCCCCCAAGCGCACGUAUGACAUGAUGGAAGGCCGCGUCAGCAGGGCCAUCUCCUCCACCAGCAUCGAAGGUCUCAUGGGCCGCGCCAUCCCACCUGAACGGCACAGCCCCCACCAUCUCAAAGAGCAGCAUCAUAUCCGCGGCUCUAUCACACAAGGGAUCCCACGCUCCUACGUGGAGGCCCAGGAAGAUUACCUGCGACGGGAGGCCAAGCUGCUAAAGAGGGAGGGCACACCCCCGCCUCCUCCGCCGCCUCCACGUGACCUGACCGAGGCCUACAAGGCCCGGCCCAUGGAGACACUGGGCCCACUGAAGCUGAAGGCAGCCCAUGAGGGCCUGGUGGCAACAGUGAAGGAGGCUGGCCGGUCCAUCCACGAGAUACCCCGUGAGGAGCUGCGGCGCACGCCUGAGCUGCCCCUGGCCCCACGACCCCUCAAGGAGGGCUCCAUCACCCAGGGCACGCCGCUCAAGUACGACACAAGUGUAUCCUCUGCCAGCUCCAAGAAGCACGAUGUCCGCUCCAUUAUUGGCAGCCCUGGGCGGACUUUCCCGCCCGUGCACCCGCUAGAUGUGAUGGUUGACACCCGGGCGCUGGAGCGAGCCUGCUACGAGGAGAGCCUAAAGGGCCGGCCAGGGGCUGUUGGCAGCUCAGGGGGCUCCAUCACACGUGGUGCCCCUGUCAUCGUGCCUGAGCUGGGCAAGCCGCGGCAGAGCCCCCUGGCCUACGAGGAUCACGGGGCGCCCUUUUCUGGCCACCUGCCCCGUGGCUCACCUGUGACCACGCGGGAGCCCACACCGCGCCUCCAAGAGGGCAGCCUCCCGUCGAGCAAGGCGUCCCAGGACCGGAAGCUGACGUCCACACCACGAGAGAUCGCCAAGUCCCCGCACAGCACUGUGCCCGAGCACCAUCCCCACCCCCUGUCGUCCUACGAGCACCUGCUGCGGGGUGUGAGCGGUGUGGACCUGUACCGUGGCCACAUCCCGCUGGCCUUCGACCCCACCUCCAUACCCCGCGGCAUCCCUCUGGAUGCAGCUGCCGCCUAUUACCUGCCCCGGCACCUGGCCCCCAACCCCACCUACCCGCAUCUCUACCCGCCGUACCUCAUCCGCGGCUACCCAGACACGGCGGCCCUGGAGAACCGUCAGACCAUCAUCAAUGACUACAUCACCUCGCAGCAGAUGCACCACAAUGCAGCCACCGCCAUGGCUCAGCGCGCCGACAUGCUGCGGGGUCUGUCACCCCGCGAGUCCUCACUGGCACUCAACUACGCCACUGGCCCACGAGGAAUCAUCGACUUGUCCCAAGUGCCACACCUGCCCGUGCUGGUGCCGCCAACCCCAGGCACUCCCGCUACCACCAUAGACCGCCUCGCCUACCUCCCACCCGCUCCCCAGGCCUUCAGCAGCCGGCACAGCAGUUCCCCGCUCUCCCCAGGAGGUCCUACGCAUUUGACAAAGCCGACCGCGACGUCCUCAUCCGAGAGGGAGCGAGACCGGGAGCGGGAGCGUGAGAAGUCCAUCCUCACAUCCACCACGACGGUGGAGCACGCACCCAUCUGGAGGCCCGGUACAGAGCAGAGCAGCAGCGGCAGCAGUGCUGGGGGUGGUGACAGCAGCAGCCGCCCCGCCUCCCACCCCCAUAGCCACCAGCACUCGCCCAUCUCCCCACGGACCCAGGAUGCCAUCCAGCAACGGCCCAGCGUGCUGCACAACACAGGCAUGAAGGGCAUCAUCACUGCCAUGGAGCCUAGCACACCCACGGUCCUGAGGUCCACCUCCACCUCCUCUCCUGUCCGCCCGGCCGCCACAUUCCCACCCGCCACGCACUGCCCGCUGGGUGGCACCCUCGAUGGGGUCUACCCCACCCUCAUGGAGCCUGUUCUGCUGCCCAAAGAGACCCCGAGGGCAGCCCGGCCCGAGCGGCUCCGCACUGACGCCAGCCACGCCUUCCUCGCCAAGCCCCCUGCCCGCGCCGCACUCGAACCCGCCUCCUCCCCCAGCAAGGCCUCCGAGCCCCGGCCUCUGCCACCCCCCGGCCCCAGCCACGCGGCCAUCGCCCGCGCCCCGGCGAAGAGCCUCGCUGCCCACCACGCCAGCCUGGACCAGCCGGCGCUGCCCGCCUCGGCCACAGACCCGCCCCGGGAAAAGACUCAAAGUAAACCCUUUUCCAUCCAGGAAUUGGAACUCCGUUCUCUGGGUAAGACCACCCUGACAGCGGCCACCUUCAUAGACGCGAUAAUCAUGCGUCAAAUUGCCCACGAUAAGGGGCCGCGAGAAGGAGGUUCGCUGGCCAUCGUCUCCCCUCGCGAUGGUUACCAUGGCGGCAGCAGCGGCGGCAGCUACAGCCCCGAUGGGGUGGAGCCUGUCAGUCCCGUGAGCCCACCUGGCCUGGCACACGACAAAGGGCUCCCCAAGCACCCCGAGGGGGCUGACAAGAGCCACCUGGAGGGCGAGCUGCGGCACAAGCAGCCAGGCCCCAUGAAGCUCAGCGGUGAGGUGGCCCACCUCCCACACCUGCGGCAACUGCCUGAGAGCCAGCCCUCGUCCAGCCCACUGCCCCCGGCCGCCCCAGGGGUCAAAGGUCACCAGCGGGUAGUCACCCUGGCCCAGCACAUCAGUGAGGUCAUCACCCAGGACUACACACGGCACCACCCACAGCAGCUCAGCACCCCGCUCCCCGCCCCGCUCUACUCCUUCCCUGGAGCCAGCUGUCCUGUCCUGGACCUCCGCCGUGCCCCCAGUGACCUCUACCUCCCGCCUCCCGACCAUAGCGCCCCGGCACGGGGCUCCCCACACAGUGAAGGGGGAAAGAGGUCUCCAGAGCCCAGCAAGACCUCAGCCCUGGGCAGUGGCAAGGAUGGCAUCGAGCCCGUGUCCCCGCCAGAGGGCAUGGCCGAGCCUGGGCACCCUCGGGGUGCCGUGUACCCGCUGCUGUACCGGGAUGGGGAGCAGACGGAGCCCAGGAUGGGCUCCAAGUCUCCAGGCAACACCAGCCAGCCACCGGCCUUCUUCAGCAAGCUGACCGAGAGCAACUCCGCCAUGGUCAGAUCCAAGAAUCAAGAGAUCAACAAGAAGCUCAACACCCAUAGCCGGAAUGACCCAGAAUAUAAUAUGGGCCAGCCAGGCACGGAGAUCUUCAACAUGCCAGCCAUCAGCGGAUCAGCUCACCUCCCAUUCUUGUCGUUCGCACCCCCAUUCUGCUCUGGUUCCCCCCCCGUUCUGAUGUGGUCCCCUCGUUCUCCUCUGGUCCCCCCAUUCUUGUGUUGUUUGCCCCCCCAUUCUCGUGUGGUCCUCCAUUCUCCUCUGGUUCCCCCGUUCUCAUAUGGUCCCCUCAUCUGGUCUCCCCCAUUUUCCUCUGGUCCCCCCCAUUCUCGUCUGGUCCCCCAUUGUUAUCUGAAUAGGCUUGCAGUGGGCAGGCAGUCACAGAGGCUGCUCACUGGACAGGAAGGUUGCACGGUAGACGUCUCUGGAGAGAAAUCACGAGGCCCCCCGCGCCUGUGAUCCAGAGCUAAUCACAUGACUCUGAAAAUGUCUUCUGCUGCGUUUGCUCAGCCACUCUGAUGAGGGUUGAGCAUCUGGGCAGGGAGCCCCAGGAUCCACAAGGCCUGUUAUCGUAGAUGAAGUGCCCUUGUCCUUGGGAAUCCAGACCCAGAUACUGGGGGAAGCUUACUUUUCCCCAGAUGAACUGCAGGAGUGUUACAGAGGCAGGUGUAAAACCACGUGCGUUUUUUUAAGUGAAAACCAGACUUGUAGGUAUUUUGGACUUGGGGGACUGUAGGGUUGGACCCCCACUAAACUUCUGUUGCCUCUAGGAGAGCAAUGGGGGUGGGGUGUUGAAGAAGCGUCUUGUUGCGUCUGACUGAGGGGGCCUGGUGGGCUGAGGGGCCGGAUUGUUUACAGAGCUGUUGGACCUCUGUGGUGAGAGUGAGCAUGGGGUCUUGCUGGCCUGCCCCGGGAACUGGGUGAUCACAGGACACCAGGGUGAUCCAGUUAGAUGUUAUUCAAGGCCAUCAGUGCCUCCAGUGAGGGUCCUUGCUCUAGGCAGGGGUGCAUGGGGCCCAGACUGGGCGGCGUCAGUCUUCUGGAGUCUCUAGAUGCAGCCCAGGCAAUGGGCAGGAGACAGCUUGGUUGAAACAACCAGAUAAGUGAAAGUGAAUGUUUCUAGAACGUUCUAAAUUUUGACCUAGGUAGUAGACACACAGGUGUGUGUGUACACAGAACAUUGCGGAAGGGUGGGGUUAGGUGUGUGCUAUAACUUGUAAGCUACAGUUUUUUUCUUUCUAGCAGUUUAGGCAGCAGAUUUUUUUCCAGACUCUGGUCCUUGUUUCAGGUUUUGUCUUUUACAAAUGGAGAUGUUUGAGUUUACUGCCCAGCUUUGUGAUGACCCCAGUGAUUGCUACAACUUUCCUCCAAUGAGAACAACCAGGCCCUGGACUCCUUGCCUCAUUAUUUCCACUUUCUAGUGUUUUCUUGGGAGUCCCUGUGUGCUGCGGACAGUUAAUGUUCUCACUGCUAACUGAAAGGUUGGAGGUUCAAGCCCACCUAGAGGCACCUUGGAAGAAAAGCCUGGCAAUCUACUUCCAAAAUAUCGACCUAUAUAUGGAACGCAGUUCUGUGACACACACGGGGUCGCCACGAGUUGGGGUUGACUCAACGGGAGCUGGUAGUAGUGGUGUUUUCUUAAUGCGUAGGACCGGAAAUACGUUUUCCUCGUGCUUACCAGCCCCUUCUGGAAAUUUUACUGUUUCUUGAUGAACGGGCUUUUUUUCUUUACAAGCUAGCUAAUGAAACGUGGCACAAACACAGCUAGGAAGGUAGACCGAGCAUCUGUGGCUGCAGAUGAGUUUGGAACUAAAAAGAGGAAAAUCUAGACGGCAAACAAUCACCAUAGAAACGUGCUUUUAGAACUUCUGGAGUUGCUUUUAGCCGUCAGCUCAAGCUUGCGGUCAGAAGUACUCGGUUUUGACCAGUUUGUAUUUGUACAAGUCACUCAGAGCAGAAAUGUCACAAAAAACAUUGCUAAUCUGCAGGCAGAAAUGGCUUGAGCUUCGUCGCAGUCUUUGACAGCAAAGUCUGGUUUCCCAAAAAUGCUGACAUUUAAAGAGAUGCCCAUCUGGGGUUUGCCACAGUCCCCCAGCACGGUCCUCCAGCCCCAAGAAACAAGAAAAUCUGGUAAACAGACAAGGCUUAAAAAUGAUUGAGUCGUGGUUUCUGGAAGGACCCGUUGGCGACCAGUCUGUUGCUUCGACCACUUUGUCCUGGGCGGUGUGGGCGGGCUGGGUCGUCUCUGAGCUCCGCCCUGUCCUCGCACGCACGCACGCACGCACGCACGCACGGUAACUGCAUGGCUGUGCCCUCCCCACGUCUUUGCACCGCUCUCUCUCUGUGGGUCGCUGGGAGGGGAGAGGCAGGCGGGUGGAGUGUGAGGCCCGGCUGGGGUGGUAGGCAGGGGGCUGAGGGCCUCAGGUGUGGGAGCACAGACCUAUGGUCACAUCCCCUCCCUGAGCCCCUGCCAGCCCUGAGGAACCAAGGUGGACCCCCAGCACCUACCUCUGGCAUAAGCCAAUUCCCAGCAACCCCUUCUUUCCCCAGACAGGACAGCCUGCCCUGCAGCAUCCCCAGCACAUCUUCCCCACCCCGCCACCCCUCUCCGUUUCUAAGGCCACUUAGAAUUUCAACAAAAUCAGUCUCAGCUGGGGUUGGGGGCAAGGAGGCUUCUGACUCCCCAGAGGGCAGAGCUGGAAUGAGGCUGGGGGGCCCAUGUAACCUCCCCAACCCCCCUCCCAGGGGCUUCCCAAGUCAGAGGGGACCCUCCACUCAUGCCCCCUCCCUCCCACAGGAAGCCAUAAAGGGGCUGGGGAGAGGACAGAGACGGGACGCUGUGCCGAAAUGUGCUCACGUGUAUUUCUCUCCCCCCUUCCCGUGUCUCCCCCUCCUCCUUGGUCUGCCCUCGGCCCUGUGUGUCUGUCUGUCUGUCCGUCUCUC
This is a messenger RNA of Loxodonta africana (African savanna elephant), 18797 nucleotides long. RefSeq names its product nuclear receptor corepressor 2 (gene NCOR2). The coding region runs from base 8556 to 16313 and encodes 2585 amino acids. The transcript has 47 exons. Lineage: Eukaryota; Metazoa; Chordata; Mammalia; Proboscidea; Elephantidae. Gene Ontology annotation, biological process: negative regulation of transcription by RNA polymerase II. Gene Ontology annotation, molecular function: transcription corepressor activity. The record is from RefSeq and is a predicted model, not a curated record. Gene Ontology annotation, cellular component: chromatin.